GCCGAAGGAGGCGAGGAUUUGGGUACACGCGAUUCACGAUAGGGGAAGAUACCUACAUGGCGUGCCCAUGUGCCAGCAGCACCUGUUGCGGCUGCGUCUUCUCGCGGAUCGUGACGAUGCAUGAUUUCGUGAGCGGGGUUCGGCUCGAGGAGCGCGCGGCAGCAGCAAGGGUCGGGGGCUCAGUGUCCGAUUGCUUGAUUCGAGGUGGUGGAAGACUUCGACUAACAAACUUGAAUUCGGUUCCAUCGGUCAUCUUAUGCCCCGCGCCUCCUCUUGUGCCCGCUGCACUAUAAGAGCCUCGUCUGGCGACCGCCACUGAUGUGUGAGCUCAAGAGUUCAUCCGAAAUCCAGCACCAGCCCGCAUUCUGACCGACCGUCCUCUACCUCCUCCUAGGCACUUUUGGUUGCUCCUCCUCCUCCACCAACAACAACAUAAUCCAACCAAGUCCAGCAGCACGCAGCACGCAGCAGCCUCCAGUCUCCUCAGACUUUAGACCUGCUCGCUCUCUCUCACCUCUGCUUGUAAACUUGCGUGAGUUGCCAGGAGUGAUGUCGAAGUGGUAUGGAUCAGUGUCGGAUACAGUCUCGGUCUCCAUAGACCGAGUGUGGGAGGUAGCCGAGUUCGGGAACUUGUCCAGAUGGGACCCGUCGUCGAUCGAGAGCAGCGACAUCGUGUGGGGCGACGGCUGCAGCGAGGGCUCCAUCCGCUGCGUCGUCUUCAGGUACUCCGAUGGCUCGCCCGGCUCGCUGUACGAGCGAAUCACCGAGUACGACCCCUACGACUACACGUACACGUACGUUCUGGACGAGAACCCCUUCGGCUACGAAAACUACGAAUCUACCUUCAGCCUGGAUGACUGUGGCGAUGGCCGCACCACUGUCAACUGGUCCUUCGAGCUGGACCCCAUGGACGACUACUCGCGCGACAACAUCGUCGGCCACAUCGAGGACGUGUUCCAGCGGCGCAUUUCUCUGCUCGAAACCGCCGCUUAUGAUUGAUAAUCAGCCGACAGAGAACUACUCUCCCGCCAGCUCCUGCUCGGGAGGGCCGCAGAAUGACAAAUAUGUGUAAUCAUAGUCGUCCUAUAGUCAGUCAGUCAGUCAAUCAGUCAGUCAGUCCCAGAAAACGAGAGUGUGAGAGAUGAGAGAGAGAGAGAGAGAGAGAGAGAGGGAGAGGAGAGGAAGUCGGAAAAUUCAGCGCCGGGGAGAGAAAAAAUGUGAAGAACCCAGCAGGUGAAUCAAUGCAGCGCUUACUAAUCGACCCACAGGAACGCAGGUGUUUUUUUCGCACACGACUCAGAAGGAGAAGACCAUCUAUCAAGCAAAUUUUUUAGUGAAUUCGACCACACAUGACCACGAAAGGCAUUUCGACGCGCGAAUUCCUCUGAUCAU
Messenger RNA from Marchantia polymorpha subsp. ruderalis, 1392 nucleotides. Lineage: Eukaryota; Viridiplantae; Streptophyta; Marchantiopsida; Marchantiales; Marchantiaceae. The record is from the annotation of a GenBank genome assembly.